AGUGAAGGAGGGAAGGCAGCAUGAUCUCUUAUGUAGCCGGAGCUUUGCUUCUAGCAUUUGGGCUAGCUCUCAUCUCCGUCUGGAAGUUUGCAGGAGGAAAACAUAGGGGAGCCAAGUACCCCAAUAGUCUGCCUUGCUUACCUUUCAUUGGGAGUUUACUGCAUAUUGGAAAUCACCUCCCUCCGCAUAUUCUGUUUUGUAAAUUGCAGGAGAAAUAUGGCAGCCUCUACUCCUUCAGAAUGGGCUCCCAUUACAUUGUGAUUGUCAAUCACCACGAACAUGCCAAAGAGGUCCUUUUGAAGAAGGGUAAAACAUUUGGUGGGAGACCACGUGCUGUGACAACAGAUAUUUUGACAAGAAAUGCAAAAGACAUUGCUUUCGCCAACUACAGCCCAAGCUGGAAGUUUCACCGCAAGGUAGUGCACGCAGCUCUGUCCAUGUUUGGAGAAGGGACUGUCGCCAUAGAGAAAAUCAUUUCUCGUGAAGCGACAUCUCUGUGCCAGUCCCUGAUCAGUUUUCAGGAUAAUCCCCUGGACAUGGCACCAGAGCUAACACGGGCGGUCACAAAUGUAGUCUGUGCUCUGUGCUUCAACACAAGAUACAAAAGAUGUGAUCCAGAAUUCGAGGAAAUGCUGGCUUAUAGUAAAGGCAUUGUGGAUACAGUUGCAAAGGAUAGUCUGGUUGACAUAUUUCCAUGGCUUCAGAUAUUUCCAAACAAAGACCUGGACAUACUGAAGAGGUCAGUGGCCAUUAGAGAUAAACUUCUCCAGAAGAAGCUGAAGGAACACAAAGAGGCAUUUUGCAAUGAGGAAGUAAAUGAUCUGUUGGAUGCUCUUCUAAAAGCGAAGCUCAGUAUGGAGAACAACAACAGCAAUAUUUCCCAAGAGGUUGGGUUAACUGAUGAUCAUCUCCUAAUGACCGUCGGGGAUAUAUUUGGUGCAGGAGUGGAAACAACGACUACUGUGCUAAAAUGGACCAUUGCUUAUUUAUUGCAUUAUCCUGAGGUUCAGACUAAGAUCCAGGAGGAGCUUGAUUUUAAGGUUGGGUUUGGGAGACACCCUGUGCUGAGUGACAGGAGAAUUCUGCCCUAUUUGGAUGCAACAAUCUCUGAAGUUUUACGCAUUCGCCCUGUAGCACCGCUGCUCAUCCCGCAUGUAGCACUGCAAGAGUCCAGCAUUGCUGAAUAUACAAUUCCCCAGGAUGCCCGCGUGGUUAUAAAUCUUUGGUCACUGCAUCAUGACCCUAAUGAAUGGGAAAACCCUGAAGAAUUUAAUCCAGAGCGUUUCUUGGAUGAAAAUGGAAACCAUGUCUACUCUCCCUCCCAAAGUUAUCUGCCCUUUGGAGCUGGCAUUAGAGUCUGCCUUGGGGAAGCAUUGGCCAAAAUGGAGGUCUUCCUGUUUCUGUCGUGGAUUCUGCAGAGGUUUACACUGGAACUUCCUGCAGGAGACAGCUUGCCAGACCUGGAUGGAAAGUUUGGUGUGGUCCUUCAGGUCAAAAAAUUUAGGGUCACAACCAAGUUAAGGGAAGCCUGGAAAAACAUAGAUUUGACCACAUAAAGCAGAACAACAUAACUGUGUUUUUUUGUGUUUUAAGGAGGGUUGAAGGGAAGAUAAAGAAAAAUUGAUAGUUUACUCCAAGGCAAACUUAUCAAAAAGACAUAUCUUUAUAUUUCCAUUGCACAAAUUAGAAAGGCAAAAGUAUAAAAUUAGGUAUGUGUAUAGUUGCCUUUUUAAUCACAUGUAUGUAGUGUUCCUGUAUUUCCAACACACGUUGUGCUUGCUGCUUAUUCAUUAGUGGAGGUGCCAUUCUGCUGUUAUCAGUGAG
This is a messenger RNA of Xenopus laevis (African clawed frog), 1824 nucleotides long. It is a transcript of the gene cyp17a1.L, whose product is annotated as cytochrome P450 family 17 subfamily A member 1 L homeolog. The record is from RefSeq and is marked provisional. Lineage: Eukaryota; Metazoa; Chordata; Amphibia; Anura; Pipidae. Gene Ontology annotation, biological process: hormone biosynthetic process; steroid biosynthetic process; progesterone metabolic process. Gene Ontology annotation, molecular function: oxidoreductase activity, acting on paired donors, with incorporation or reduction of molecular oxygen; heme binding; steroid 17-alpha-monooxygenase activity. Gene Ontology annotation, cellular component: membrane.